AUGCUGACCCGCGAGACAGAAUCAUCGCUUGUGCGCCAUACCAGAAAGAGCUGCAACCAACCGACACUGUCGAAUGCUCGCCGCAAAUCUUGCAACCAGUGCGCACUAGCCAAGGCAAAAUGUGACCUUCGUCGACCGUUUUGUGGACGCUGUGUGAGUCGGGGAAUUCACUGUACAUAUUCGCCCAACAGCCAAUUGACCCCCCCGGAGGAGGUGUUGACAGCCUCGGAUAAUAGCAGCUUGAACGACAUCUCCGAAAUUUGUACUGCUGAACAACCACUAGAGGAUAGCAGGGUUUCUACUGACAAUAACCAAUCCUUCUCCGCGGCGCAUCUACUGGAUUCCGGUGAUGAUGCGCUGUCCAACAUCAACUUCCCUUUCCCCUCCACAUCAACCCCGGAUCAGAACCACCACCACCACACUGUCAAUUUCCAAGACCCAAUACCAUCUCUGGCACACGCAGAUCUUUUGAACUUUUCUACAGGACCGUCCGGCUGCGAGGUGCAUCCAGACCUACUCGGUCCGCUGGCUGUCAUACCAUACAUAAUCGCCGAGAUCCCUCUCACAGAUCUGACCAGGAACAGCAUGGAACUCAUCUUCCGCGUCAUGCGUACCUGGCCCCGCAUGAUCGCCGAGGAAUUCCAAUAUCCACCUAUAUUUCAUUUCUCGCAGCUAAAAGCGGGAGGAGAGGGUAGUACAUCGUUGCCAUUGCCUCUGGCAAAGUGUUUCACCCUGUCCAAAAUGUGGCAUGGCUGCUGCGAGGGCGCCGAGGAUAUUGUACGCUCGGCAAUUAUCAAAGAAGUAACCUAUCUUUUAGACCAGUACAAAGAAUACGAUGAAACCGACCUCCUGGCCACCCUGCAAGCAAUGGUGAUGUACACCAUCAUGCUCCUCUUCGCGAAACCAUCUAGCGGGGAUAUAACAACAAAUCACGAACUAUUCCUAACCAUUCAACAAGUCGCCUACCACGCCACCGACACCGGCCUACUCCUCCCAGAAGAGCAAGACCAGCCACAGCAGCAGCAGCAACACCACUGCCAACAAACCCUACCAACAUGGCAAGCAUGGGUCCAUGUAACCUCAAAACGCCGUGCCGUGCUGUCCCUCUACCUCUUACACUGGGCCUACGCCGUCUACCACAAAAUCCCCUCUUUCAACUGCAGAGAACUCGGCUUCAUACCCGCCCCCGCCGCAAAGGUCCUCUGGCACGCGCGGUCUGAAACCGAAUGGCACUCGCUGUAUAUCCGAUGGCUAGCUCGCUGGAACGGUCGAGCGUAUAUGCAGAGAGAAUUUGAUAAGGUUCAGCUUGGUGUCGCCAUGGAUUCGCGAACAGAGCGGUGGUUGGAGGAGACGGAUGAGUUUGGGUUUAUCAUGAUAUCUAUCGUGAAUGCCACGGAUCGGUUUGCAAGUCUUGCUAUAGAACCUUUGGUAUAA
Talaromyces rugulosus is the source of this 1434-nucleotide messenger RNA. RefSeq lists its product as uncharacterized. The transcript has 3 exons. Lineage: Eukaryota; Fungi; Ascomycota; Eurotiomycetes; Eurotiales; Trichocomaceae. The record is from RefSeq and is a predicted model, not a curated record. Gene Ontology annotation, molecular function: zinc ion binding; DNA-binding transcription factor activity, RNA polymerase II-specific. The coding region runs from base 1 to 1434 and encodes 477 amino acids. Gene Ontology annotation, biological process: regulation of DNA-templated transcription.